ACUACCGACCGCAAGACCUCAAGGUGAGCUAUACGCCGUGCUCACCGUCGACGCGCUCUAAACAUAUUGUACAUUACCGUCCUGCUCUAUUUCAUCUAGGUCCGCCCGUUUCCGCUGUCUUUAGGCUUGCUCUGGUUGACCGGUUUCUUGCUCUUUUGGACUUAUAGACUCGCCAUGGCCACAUUCUCCUCGACCCCCAUCGUCAUUGAUGGCAAGGGCCACCUCCUGGGCCGACUUGCUUCGAUUAUCUCGAAGCAAAUCCUCAGCGGCCAGAAAAUCGUCGUUGUGCGGUGUGAGGAGAUCAACAUCUCGGGCAGCUUCUUCCGGAACAAGCUCCGGUACCACAACUUCCUGCACAAGCGUCACAUCGUCAACCCUAAAAAGUCCGGCCCUUUCCAUCACCGCGCCCCCUCCAAGAUCCUCUACCGGGCUAUUCGUGGCAUGGUCCCCCACAAGACUGCCCGUGGUGCUGCUGCCCUUGAGCGUCUCAAGCUUUUCGAGGGUGUUCCCCCUCCCUACGAUAAGAAGAAGCGCAUGGUUGUGCCGGAGGCUCUGCGAGUCUUGCGAUUGAAGCCUGGCCGCAAAUACUGCACAGUCAAGCGUCUGUCUCAUGAGGUUGGUUGGGGUUACAAGGAUGUGGUUGAUCGUCUUGAGGAGAAGAGGAAGAUUAAGGCGCAAGCCUUCCAUGAGCGCAAGCUCGCCGCUGUUAAGCUUCGCCAGAAGGCUCUGGUAGAUACCGCCCCCGCAUUCGAAAAGCUCACACAGUUGGGCUACUAGUCGGUGUUGUGUCAUGGCUUCUUCUUCACCCUGCUCUCCACCGACUAUGACACAUUGUCAUGAGAUGUUCUAUGUAACCUCCUAUGCUUUAUUCGCGGCGACGAUACAUGUUUAUGAUGCGCUAUCGAGAACUGAAUGGCAGACGCUUUUCGCGGGUUUUUUUCUGUAUACGAAAUAUUUGUCUAAUGCAGCAGCACUUGAUGAGACUGGAGUAAUGUUUGAUUUGAGACCGCCGAGCC
Somion occarium is the source of this 1016-nucleotide messenger RNA. The record is from the annotation of a GenBank genome assembly. Lineage: Eukaryota; Fungi; Basidiomycota; Agaricomycetes; Polyporales; Cerrenaceae.